GGUCCUGCCGAGGGGCGGAGCUUCGCGGCGGCUGAGGCGGCUGAGGCGGCCCGAGCGGGGCGGGAGGCCGCGGGACGGCAGCGGCGGCCAUGGGGCAGUGCGGCAUCACCUCCUCCAAGACCGUCCUCGUCUUCCUCAACCUCAUUUUCUGGGCAGCUGCAGGCAUCCUGUGCUAUGUGGGAGCCUACGUCUUUAUCACCUACGAUGACUACGACCACUUCUUCGAAGAUGUUUAUACGCUUAUCCCUGCAGUGGUCAUCAUAGCAGUGGGGACCCUCCUCUUCAUCAUUGGCCUGAUUGGCUGCUGUGCCACAAUCCGGGAAAGCCGCUGUGGUCUCGCCACGUUUGUGAUCAUCCUUCUGUUGGUUUUCGUCACGGAAGUGGUGGUUGUGGUUCUGGGUUAUAUCUACAGAGCCAAGGUGGAGGCCGAAGUUGAUCACAGCAUUAAGAAAGUGUAUGACGCAUACAAUGGGACAAACCCGGACGCUGCAAGUCGUGCAAUCGAUUAUGUGCAGAGGCAGCUGCACUGCUGUGGGAUCCACAACUACACAGACUGGGUGUCAACAACCUGGUUCAAAGAAGCGAAAAACCACAGCGUGCCCCUCAGCUGUUGCAAAGCCACCAUCAGCAACUGCACAGGAAGCUUAACUCGUCCCACAGACCUUUAUUCUGAGGGGUGUAAAGUGUUGGUGGUAAAGAAACUGCAGGAGAUCAUGAUGUACGUGAUCUGGGCAGCCUUGGCAUUUGCCGCUAUUCAGCUGCUGGGCAUGCUCUGUGCCUGCAUUGUCCUCUGCAGGAGGAGUCGGGAUCCUGCCUAUGAGCUGCUCAUCACGGGGGGAACCUACGCCUAGAAGCAGCAGCAGGCGAAGCUCAAAGUCCGUUUCCUCUGCUUGGAAGCCAGCUUGGCGGGGCCACCCGGAGCAGCCGUUCCGCUGACUUCGGCUCGGCCACAAGGACCCCUUUUGUAAACUUGGACAGUUAGCGCAGACACCAGUGAUGGGCAAAGCUUGGCCUUCAGUCCCCUCCAUGUCACCAACUCCCAUGUCUUUAGCCAGCUUUCCACUUACCUGUACAUGGUAGCAACCAAGUAACACUAUUUUUGGAACCGUUUAUUUUUAACAAGAAAUGGCUUGAAAGCUAGGGCUGACCUAAGUUACAGCUAGAUGGUACAGUGAUAUAUUCUUCUAUGUGGGGAACCUUCAAAAUUUGCUGGGUGGCAUUAUCAAUCAGAGUUGUGUGAGGGAAGUCAAUUACUUUAAUUUUGCGAAAUUUAAUUCUGCUGCUGCUUGCCUCUCACCAGUGUUUUAGUCUUUUUUUUUUUUUUUAAGCAAACCCUUAAGUCAAGUCCAGAACACUACAAAAUAACUACUAAUCAAAAUUUUAGAAUCAUACUAGCACAUCUCGACCUUCUUAAAUCCAAAUGAACAAACCUUCCGAACUUCAGUGUGUUAAAAUGCAAACUGGCUUUUCAGGAGUGUGAUGUAUGCACUACCGUUCUAUGAUGAAUUUUUCAUUUUUUACUAUAACGGGGCCGUUUCUGUACUGAGUGACUUGUUAUCAUAGAGUAGCAAAAUAGAAUGUGAUAAAGUGAAAUGUAAAUAGGAAACCAGAUUAAAUAAAUCUUCUGUACAUCUCCCCAAAACUAA
Candoia aspera is the source of this 1646-nucleotide messenger RNA. It is a transcript of the gene TSPAN3, whose product is annotated as tetraspanin 3. The coding region runs from base 90 to 851 and encodes 253 amino acids. Gene Ontology annotation, cellular component: plasma membrane. Lineage: Eukaryota; Metazoa; Chordata; Lepidosauria; Squamata; Candoiidae. The record is from RefSeq and is a predicted model, not a curated record. The transcript has 7 exons.